Cornus florida is the source of this 693-nucleotide messenger RNA. RefSeq lists its product as uncharacterized. NCBI's taxonomy places the organism in Eukaryota, Viridiplantae, Streptophyta, Magnoliopsida, Cornales, Cornaceae. The record is from RefSeq and is a predicted model, not a curated record. The transcript has 3 exons. Bases 1 to 693 code for a protein of 230 amino acids.
AUGCGCUUCCCCAUAGAGUAUGGCAUAGGCGAACUAAGAGGAGACCAGACCAUUACUAGAGAAUGCUAUGUUGCAUCUCUCAAAGAAAAGAAGCAGCAAGAGGCCUUGAUUGUCGAAGAAAUUGAAGAAAAGGAGCAAGACCGAGCCAAGCCAAUUGAGGACCUAGUGGAGAUAUGCCUAAAUGACAAUGACGUAACAAAAAAGGUGAGGAUAGGGUCUCUGCUCCCCUCAGCUACGAUCGAGCAUCGAUUAAACACGGAUCCCACAUUCAAACCUAUUAAGCAAAAACGAAGAACAUUUGUCGUAAAGAGGAACAUGGCUAUAUCAGAAGAGGUGAAUAAGCUUCUGAAAGCUGAUUUUAUCCAAGAGGUUAAUUAUCCCGACUGGCUAGCAAAUGUUGUUUUGGUGAUGCCUUUUGGGCUCAAAAAUGCUGGUUUAACAUACCAGCGGCUAGUCAACUUGAUGUUCAAGAACCAAAUCGGAAGGAAUAUGAAAGUAUAUGUGGAUGACAUGCUCGUAAAAAGCUUAAAAGCUCAAGACCACAUAGCUGAUCUACAAGAGACAUUCCAAGUCCUCAGGAAACACCAAAUGAAGCUCAACUUAGACAAAUGUGCCUUUGGUGUCUCCUCUGGGAAAUUCCUUGGUUACAUGGUAAGCAGGAGAGGGAUAGAGGCCAACCUUGAGAAAAUCUAG